Molecule: messenger RNA, 3371 nt
Organism: Plectropomus leopardus (leopard coralgrouper)
Lineage: Eukaryota; Metazoa; Chordata; Actinopteri; Perciformes; Serranidae
Gene: bace2
Product: beta-secretase 2
Biological process (GO): membrane protein ectodomain proteolysis; amyloid-beta metabolic process
Cellular component (GO): plasma membrane; trans-Golgi network; endosome
Molecular function (GO): aspartic-type endopeptidase activity
Source: RefSeq, a predicted model, not a curated record
AAACAUCUCGGAGAAGUACAUCGACGCAGUCAAAUACUUGUCACAGCGUUAGUUACUCAGUAUUAAAAUGUCUGUGUGUUUAGCUUCGUUUUGACAGUGGAGAGGCAGCCUUUCCACGAUGGCGGUUGCCGCGGCACAGGCGUUUCCAUGAUGGCUAAACUUAAAACUUAAGGAGCAAACUUUGAACAAGGAGUCGGAGUCUCUUCCCAGACGUUAUCGCUACAAAAAGUAACACCACCAUGGCUCACACUGUCUCUGUUUCCAAAUGGGCAUUUGCUUUUAGUUUUUUCUUUAGCGUGUCCGAGUGUUUCAUUACGAUACCACUCAAAAUAUACAGAGGGAGUUACAAUGUGUCCUCGACUGUGGAUUUGACUCGGCGAGUCGUGUUAACGUCUGAUGGAAAUGGCCUCUCUCUGGCCUCUGAUCCCACUGGUACCGUGAACUUUCUGGACAUGGUAAAUAACUUGCAAGGGGACUCUGGAAGAGGCUACUACAUAGAAAUGUCAAUUGGUACACCUGGUCAAAAGGUGAACAUCCUGGUGGACACAGGCAGCAGUAACUUUGCAGUAGCUGCAGCUCCACACCCAUUUAUCACGCACUACUUCAACACUGCGCUCUCCAGUACCUACCAGUCUACCGGCCGGACUGUGGCGGUCAGGUACACCCAGGGCAACUGGGAAGGUGAACUGGGUGUUGACCUUGUCUCCAUCCCCAAAGGCCCAAAUGGGUCCAUCUCCAUCAACAUAGCUGCCAUCCUGUCAUCUGAAGGCUUUUUCCUUCCUAACGUCAACUGGCAGGGCAUCCUGGGACUGGCCUAUCCCAUGCUGGCACGGCCCGACUCGUCCGUGGAGCCCUUCUUCAACUCUAUGGUGCAACAGCUGGGAAUUCCUGAUAUCUUUUCCCUCCAGAUGUGUGGCGCUGGACUGUCGGCCAGCAGCACAGCAGACCCUGCAGGAGGCAGUCUUAUCAUGGGAGGGGUUGAACCAGCUCUGUAUCGGGGGUCAGUGUGGUACACCCCGAUUGUAGAGGAGUGGUACUACCAAGUGGAGGUUUUGAAACUGGAGGUUGGUGACCAGAAUCUGGAGCUGGACUGCAGAGAGUAUAACAUGGAUAAAGCUAUAGUUGACAGUGGAACGACACUGCUGCGUCUUCCUGUCAACGUCUUCAAUGCAGUGGUAGAAGCCAUCACACGCAGCUCUCUGAUCCAGGACUUUUCUUCUGGAUUCUGGGAUGGCACCAAGCUUGCAUGCUGGAUGAAGGGAGAGACACCCUGGAGGUUUUUUCCCAAGCUCUCCAUUUACCUAAGGGCGACGAACACCAGCCAGUCCUUCCGCAUCACCAUCCUCCCUCAGCUGUACAUCCAGCCAAUCACAGACGUGGACGGCACAAUGGACUGCUUCCGCUUCGGAUUGUCUUCAUCAGCGAAUGGCCUAGUGAUUGGUGCUACGGUUAUGGAAGGCUUCUACGUGGUGUUUGACCGCGUCCAACAGAGACUGGGCUUCGCACUCAGUAGCUGUGCUGUGAGCGGUGGAGUGGCUCUUUCAGAGAUCGCAGGGCCCUUCUCAGCGGCAGACGUGGCAGCCAACUGCUCCGGCGGUAUGCUGAAGGAGCCUCUUCUGUGGGUGAUCUCCUACGCUCUUAUAGCGGUCUGCGCAGUGGUCCUCAUCAUCCUGUUGCUCCUGCUGGUCCUGCCCUGCCGAGGCAGAAACCUCUCCGGGGAGAUAACCGAUGAGUCCUCUCUGGUGCGCCAUCGUAUCAAGUGACUCAGAAGAAAAAGACGAGCGGACAGGGUGAAUAGGGGGGACAGCACGCAGAGUCCAUCUGCAGCAGUGGAGAAAGGGGUGAGGUUGGGCCUGCACCCAACAGUGACCCUCGCCUCUGAAUGUUUGACUGACUCUGGACUGCACUCAUCAGCUUGGCCCGUGGAGGUUAACACAGACAUAUCAACCGCCUCUUGACAGGAAAAUCCACCCAGAAACACUUCUGCAAAACAGCUGUCGGUGAUGUAUUUAUGCUUCGCUCUUAUUCUCACUCAUAAUUGAUCACACUGUGUUGUAUGUGACAGAGGAAGACAUCAAGCGUAGAAGGAGAACAGUUUCUUUACUGACUUUAACUUUAAAAGGUCAUAAUGUCAUGUUGCUUCAGGGCAGUUUGACUUUCUUUUUCUAAACUGGAAAGACUCGUAUGCUAACGGUAGCGCUCUCCCCGCCUACACUCAGCUGGAGUGUAGUUUGAGAGAGCACUCAAAUCCAGUUCAUGCUUAUUCUCUCGAGGGCUGUCAAAGGGUAUUCUGGGAAACGUAAGACAUCACUAACACAAACAGAAGCGUGAAACAUAGUAUGAAACACUUUUUCACAAAAUAAACUCCUGACGCACACUGAUGAUCACACCAGCAAUGACAUAUAACAACAUGAUAGUGUCAGCUAAGGGUGGAGUUUCUUCCUUACAGACAAUCACAAGACGGCAGGUGGGGAGGAAGUAAACAGUCUGUGCUGAACAACCAUUGGUGCACUCUUGAACAAUUCAAAAGUGACUAAUUUUACAUCCAGGCAUAGUGUGUAUUAUUCAUUUCUAAAGGCCUUAAUGUGUUUUUUUACAUUCAGUGAUCAAUGAAGUAAUGUCUCGUGCCUUUAAUAUUUUGAAGUGCUCUAUUGAGCGAAACGAAUGCCCGUGUAGGUUGAAAAGCUGCUCAAACAUUUACUGUUCAUACUAAGAAUAUAGUUAGAGAAUACACACGUUUACAGUGCCUGUAGUGCCUUUAAGUCUCAGCUCACUGCUAACACAAACUGAUGUACAGUAUCAGAAGUUCGAGACUUACUCUGCUUGAAUUGCACUUUGUUUCUUAAGUCAAUCAAAAGUGUAAUAUAACGCUAAAGAUCAAUAUUUCUCGAUCUGUUAUGCAAUUGGUUGUAUUAAUGUAAUUUUACUAAUUCUGUAUGAGUGUAUAUUUAAAUUUCUUUGAAUGUGAUUGUAUUAUUAUUCCAAAUCUUUGCUUUUUUUUAAGACACUACAUGUUCAGGGGUACAUAUUUAUACUGCACAUUUUAUACAAACACUGAAGUAGAAACCAAAGUAUUCUUAAAACUGACACAGUAGAAACACGUGUUCCUACUGGGUGCCUGUGGACCGUCCUGUUAGCAAUAAAACGUUAUCAAAUGUCAUUUAACAGUCUCUUUAUACUAGUGACAGCUCCAUAUGCAAAAACAGAAACAAAAAAUCUGAAAAAUGUGCUUGUUGAUUCUUAGUAUGAGUAACGUUAAUGUGUCUUUUUGUGAAUUUUUUUCUGUGCCAAAUUUUUUCUGUGCCAAAUUUAUACUUUGUGCUGUAAAUAAAAUAACUUGUGACCAAAUAAAAGAUGUAAAUCAUUCAAAA